AUAAGUGGGUGGAUCAAGUACUUGGGCUGCUGGUUAAACAGUGACUCACUACUUCUGCCAUGUAACACUCUGGACUCAGGACUUGGACAUGAUGAUUAACAUACUGAGGAUGAUAAGUGGCUGGGCUGUAUUAGUCCUGCUGCCAUUGUGUUUAAUCACUUCUGAUGGGAAACGGGACACUAUAAUUGUAGAAGGGACAGACUGUACACAUAUAAGGACUAUUUUGCCUAAUGCCCCAAGUGGCAUUUAUAACAUUCAACCACAAGGAGUCAAAAAGCCCUUCAAGGUUCACUGUGAGAUGCUGCCAGAUGGCGGUUGGACUGUUAUUCAGAGACGCACAGGAAGACAGCUUUCCUUCAACAGAAACUGGAAUGAAUAUAAGCAUGGAUUUGGAUCUUUUUUAAAGGAUCACUGGUUGGGUCUUGCCAAGAUAUGGGCUCUAACCAAACACAAGAAAGGGAGAUCAACUCUCAAGGUGGAUUUGUGGGACUUUGAAGGAAAAUCUGUCUUUGCCAAAUAUGAAGAUUUUAGGAUUGGAAGUGAGAAAACAGCCUAUAAACUGCAUGUUGGAACAUACAGUGGCAAUGCAGGUGAUGCUUUUCGUGGUUUGUAUACUGGCAUUGACCAGAAUGGUUAUGGGUUCAGCACAUACGACCGCGACAAUGAUGGCUGCUCACCAUGCAUUUUUGGGGACAUUGCCAUGGAUAAGUGCAGUGAUGAAAAGGGAGGAGGAUGGUGGUUCAGUCGUUGUGGCUCAGCCAGCCUGCAUGGAGACUGGCACCCAAUGGGAAAUAAUCGUGGUUAUGGAUCUGGCCUUCACUGGCUCACCUGGAGAUCUCCUGAGCCGUACUCGGCUAAAGCAACACGCAUGAUGAUCAAGACCAAAAAGCAAACAUAAAUCAUGUUGUUGCUUGCUGUCUAUCUCUUUGUUCAUCUAUACACAGUAAACCUAACCCAUUUUUAGUACAUUUUUAUCAGCUAUGCCUAAACAGUCUUCUGUUUAUCAUACACUUCUUCAGCCAGUGCACACAAUAUUGUAUUAAUAUAAUAAUGGUUUACUAAAUAAAAAGUUUUUUAACAGAGA
Molecule: messenger RNA, 1084 nt
Organism: Trichomycterus rosablanca
Lineage: Eukaryota; Metazoa; Chordata; Actinopteri; Siluriformes; Trichomycteridae
Product: fibrinogen-like protein 1
Exons: 6
Coding region: 89-898 (269 amino acids)
Source: RefSeq, a predicted model, not a curated record